Pristis pectinata (smalltooth sawfish) is the source of this 1688-nucleotide messenger RNA. RefSeq names its product ankyrin repeat domain-containing protein 60-like. The transcript has 6 exons. The record is from RefSeq and is a predicted model, not a curated record. The coding region runs from base 622 to 1683 and encodes 353 amino acids. NCBI's taxonomy places the organism in Eukaryota, Metazoa, Chordata, Chondrichthyes, Rhinopristiformes, Pristidae. Gene Ontology annotation, molecular function: protein binding.
GACUGGAGGAUGCAGAGCACCUUCCUCUUUGUUAAAUACGGAGCUUUUAUUAAAGAGGGGAAAAGGAUUCCAGAUUGCGCUGGUGUGGAAUUCACUAACAGGAUUGGGCUGCUUCAUUUAUUGAGGACCUGUCCUCCAGUCCCAUGAUAUUCCCAGUGUGUGGCCAGCUGGUGACUGUUGACUGUCUUUGUACGAUGGAAGCGUGUGCGAGCCCAAGCUCAAAUUGGACAGGGCUGGGGCAGAGAAAUAAUUGGGCUCAUCCAACGACAACUUACAGAGUAACUAUGGAACAGAUCUUUGAACUAAUUAGGAGCUGAGAGCAACUGUUGGACUCUCCACCUCACAGUGCUGAGCAAGCAAAGCCCGUCUCCAAGGAGAUGUCAAACAAAACUCUGGUCACAAUCACCAGCCGAUGCCACAAGCAGUGAAACUCAAGGUGCUUAACAAUUUUUACCCAAUGUAACAUUUAGAAAAGAAUGAAUUAACAGCCUUUUCUUCCUUUUGAUUUUUUUUGUGUGGAAUUUUGAUGGCAGGCUCCCCAGCUGGAGCAUGAAAUCCCUUUUUUCCAGCGGUUGGCCAAGGUGAGAGAGAGCCUGUCACCACGGGCCCCUUCAACACCUCAUGCCGCAACAGAGGACCUUCAGCCUGAAGGUGCACCUGGAGGAAACUGGGGAGAAGUUCCAAAUAAGAGGCUGCCGUGACAACAUGACGAUAGGGGAGAUGAAAUCCAAGCUGGAGCUGAUUACUGCAGUCCCCACCAACUACCAGAGGCUCUACUACAUUGAUGAGGGAGAAAUGCCCGACAACGUCACCCUGAAAUUCAACGGCGUAAUCAGCGGUGGGAUAAUAAGGAUGAAAACGUGGCAUCAGGAUGGUUGGCAGAACCUGCUGCGAGCUGCUGCACUUGGCAACAAUCAGGAGCUCCUGUCCCUCGGUGUUACCAAGCACAGCAACUAUUCCACACCAAAUUCAAGGCGAAUGAAUGCGGAGGAGAAAACGGACUGGCUCGCAGAGCGUAACUUUAUCGCGCUCCUUCUCGCUUCUCACAGAGGCCACACGGACAUGGUUAGGUUCCUCCUGAUGAACGGCUCGAACCUGAACACCAGAACGAGAGAUGGGCACUCGGCCCUACACAUGGCGGUGGUUGGCGCCAAGGGGCAGUGCCUCAGCUACCUGCUCCAGCAGGGCGCGGACAUCGAGGGCACUGACCGCCAGGGUCGGACGGUGCUGGACCUGGCACGCAUGACAGGACACAAGGAGAACAUCGGCAAGGUGCUGCAGUUCCAGUGGCUGAAGCGGACGGCCGGCCUUAAACCCGCCGGCCCCAUCGGGAGGUCAGACCUCUUCGCCCACCAGAAGUUCGACUCCACCCUGAAGACGUGGCAGGCGGGCACGCACAGGAAGCUGUACAUGGCCAACCUGCUGAAGUCCUGGGGGCCUCGGGGGCCCCUCGCUGACCGCAGGCCUCCCAUCCCAGGCACGGUGGGCGCAAGGGGGCCCAGGAACCCACGCCGAGCCCAGCCAGCUGCACCUUCCCCAGGCCGGCAGCUCGCACCUCGUCAGUCCCAUCAGCUGCCGCCAGCCACCAACACCAGACGCAGCCUAGCAGUACCCAGCAGAGCCGCCCACCCCAGGGCUGGCCGGUCAGGUGACAGGGAGCCCUGGAGGGCCCGACAGGGUUAAGCGGA